AUGAUCCGGCUCCUCUUGGUUUUCUUCCCAAUGAUCUAUUUGGAGAUGUCCAUUUUGCCCAGAAUUCCCGACAGAAAAGUAUUGCUGGUGAGUGCCUCGUCUCAGCGCUCCGUGGCCAGGAUGGACGGAGAUGUCAUCAUUGGAGCCCUCUUCUCGGUCCAUCACCAACCUCCAGCAGAGAAGGUACCCGAAAGGAAGUGUGGGGAGAUUAGAGAACAGUAUGGUAUCCAGAGGGUGGAGGCCAUGUUCCACACGUUGGAUAAGAUCAAUGCGGACCCGGUGCUCCUGCCCAACAUCACCCUGGGCAGUGAGAUCCGAGACUCCUGCUGGCACUCCUCCGUGGCCCUGGAACAGAGCAUCGAGUUCAUCAGAGACUCUCUGAUUUCCAUCCGAGAUGAGAAGGAUGGGUUGAACCGCUGCCUGCCAGAUGGCCAGACCCUCCCCCCAGGCAGGACUAAGAAACCUAUUGCUGGAGUGAUCGGCCCUGGCUCCAGCUCUGUGGCCAUUCAAGUCCAGAAUCUUCUCCAGCUGUUCGAUAUCCCACAGAUCGCCUAUUCUGCCACAAGCAUAGACCUGAGCGACAAAACUUUGUACAAAUACUUCCUAAGGGUGGUCCCUUCUGACACUUUGCAGGCAAGGGCGAUGCUUGACAUAGUCAAGCGUUACAAUUGGACCUAUGUCUCCGCAGUCCACACGGAAGGGAAUUACGGUGAGAGUGGAAUGGAUGCUUUUAAAGAACUGGCUGCCCAGGAAGGCCUCUGCAUCGCACACUCAGAUAAAAUCUACAGUAAUGCAGGCGAGAAGAGCUUUGACCGGCUCCUGCGCAAGCUCCGGGAGCGACUUCCGAAGGCCAGAGUUGUGGUCUGCUUCUGCGAGGGCAUGACGGUGCGGGGACUCCUGAGUGCCAUGCGACGACUGGGUGUCGUGGGCGAGUUCUCACUGAUUGGAAGUGAUGGAUGGGCAGACAGAGAUGAAGUCAUUGAAGGCUAUGAGGUGGAAGCCAACGGAGGAAUCACGAUAAAGCUGCAGUCUCCAGAGGUCAGGUCGUUUGAUGACUACUUCCUGAAGCUGAGGCUAGAUACCAACACAAGGAAUCCUUGGUUCCCUGAGUUCUGGCAACACCGCUUCCAGUGUCGUCUACCCGGACACCUCCUGGAAAACCCCAACUUUAAAAAAAUCUGCACAGGCAAUGAAAGCUUGGAAGAAAACUACGUCCAGGACAGUAAAAUGGGGUUUGUCAUCAAUGCCAUCUACGCCAUGGCGCACGGGUUGCAGAACAUGCACCAUGCUCUGUGUCCUGGCCAUGUGGGCCUGUGUGAUGCCAUGAAGCCCAUUGAUGGCAGGAAGCUCCUGGAUUUCCUCAUCAAAUCCUCCUUUGUUGGUGUCUCUGGAGAGGAGGUGUGGUUCGAUGAGAAGGGGGAUGCUCCUGGAAGGUACGAUAUCAUGAAUCUACAGUACACUGAAGCCAAUCGCUAUGACUAUGUCCACGUGGGGACCUGGCAUGAAGGCGUUCUGAACAUCGACGAUUACAAAAUCCAGAUGAACAAAAGCGGGAUGGUCCGCUCUGUGUGCAGCGAGCCCUGCCUAAAGGGUCAGAUUAAGGUCAUCCGGAAAGGAGAAGUGAGCUGCUGCUGGAUUUGCACGGCAUGCAAAGAGAAUGAGUUUGUGCAAGAUGAGUUCACCUGCAGAGCCUGUGACCUGGGGUGGUGGCCCAACUCAGACCUGACAGGCUGUGAGCCCAUUCCUGUCCGUUACCUCGAGUGGAGUGACAUCGAAUCUAUCAUAGCCAUCGCCUUUUCUUGCCUGGGCAUCCUCGUGACUCUGUUUGUCACCCUCAUCUUUGUGCUGUACCGGGACACACCUGUGGUCAAGUCCUCCAGCAGAGAGCUCUGCUAUAUCAUUCUGGCUGGCAUCUUCCUCGGCUAUGUGUGCCCUUUCACCCUUAUCGCCAAACCUACCACCACAUCCUGCUACCUCCAGCGCCUCCUGGUGGGCCUCUCUUCAGCCAUGUGCUACUCUGCCUUGGUGACCAAAACCAAUCGCAUUGCACGGAUCUUGGCCGGCAGCAAGAAGAAGAUCUGCACCCGGAAGCCUCGGUUCAUGAGCGCUUGGGCCCAGGUGAUCAUCGCCUCCAUCCUGAUUAGUGUCCAGCUGACCCUAGUGGUGACCUUGAUCAUCAUGGAGCCUCCCAUGCCCAUUUUGUCCUACCCGAGUAUCAAGGAAGUCUACCUGAUAUGCAAUACCAGCAACCUGGGUGUAGUGGCCCCUUUGGGCUACAAUGGACUCCUCAUCAUGAGCUGUACCUACUAUGCCUUCAAGACCCGCAAUGUGCCCGCCAACUUCAAUGAGGCUAAAUACAUCGCCUUCACCAUGUACACUACCUGCAUCAUCUGGCUGGCUUUCGUGCCCAUUUACUUUGGGAGCAACUACAAGAUCAUCACGACUUGCUUCGCAGUGAGCCUCAGUGUGACGGUGGCCCUGGGGUGCAUGUUCACUCCCAAGAUGUACAUCAUUAUUGCCAAGCCCGAGAGGAAUGUCCGUAGUGCCUUCACCACCUCUGACGUAGUACGCAUGCACGUUGGUGAUGGCAAGCUACCAUGCCGCUCCAACACCUUCCUCAACAUUUUCCGGAGAAAGAAGCCGGGGGCAGGCAAUGCCAAUUCUAACGGCAAGUCUGUGUCAUGGUCUGAACCAGGUGGAAGACAGGCGCCUAAGGGACAGCAUGUGUGGCAGCGCCUCUCUGUGCACGUGAAGACCAACGAGACGGCCUGCAACCAAACGGCCGUGAUCAAACCCCUCACUAAAAGUUACCAAGGCUCUGGCAAGAGCCUGACCUUUUCAGAUGCCAGCACCAAGACCCUUUACAAUGUGGAGGAGGAGGACAACACCCCUUCGACUCGCUACAGCCCUCCCAGCAGCCCUUCCAUGGUAGUGCACCGACGCGGGCCACCUGUGGCCACCACGCCGCCUCUGCCGCCCCACCUAACGGCAGAGGAGACACCCCUGUUCCUGGCUGAUCCUGGCAUCCCCAAAAGCUUGCCUCCACCUCUUCCACAGCAGCAACAACCGCCACUGCCCCCUCAGCAACCCCCGCAGCAGCCCAAAUCCCUGAUGGACCAGCUGCAAGGCGUGGUCACCAACUUUGGCUCGGGGAUCCCGGACUUCCACGCGGUGCUGGCAGGCGCAGGGACACCGGGGAAUGGGCUACGUUCGCUGUACCCGCCUCCACCUCCCCCGCAACACCUGCAGAUGCUGCCCCUGCAGCUGAGCACCUUCCGAGAGGAGCCCAUCUCCCCUCCCGGGGAGGACGAUGAUGAUGACAGUGAGCGGUUCAAGCUCCUGCAGGAGUUUGUGUAUGAACGCGAAGGGAACACGGAGGAAGACGAACUGGAAGAGGAGGAGGACGUGCCUGCAGCCAGCAAGCUAACCCCGGAGGAUUCACCUGCCCUGACGCCUCCUUCUCCUUUCCGAGACUCGGUGGCCUCUGGCAGCUCCGUGCCCAGCUCCCCGGUGUCUGAGUCAGUGCUCUGCACCCCUCCAAAUGUGUCCUACGCCUCUGUCAUCCUGAGGGACUACAAGCAAAGCUCUUCCACCCUGUAG
Molecule: messenger RNA, 3600 nt
Organism: Alexandromys fortis (reed vole)
Lineage: Eukaryota; Metazoa; Chordata; Mammalia; Rodentia; Cricetidae
Gene: Grm1
Product: glutamate metabotropic receptor 1
Exons: 8
Coding region: 1-3600 (1199 amino acids)
Biological process (GO): G protein-coupled glutamate receptor signaling pathway; regulation of synaptic transmission, glutamatergic
Cellular component (GO): postsynaptic density membrane; plasma membrane
Molecular function (GO): adenylate cyclase inhibiting G protein-coupled glutamate receptor activity; G protein-coupled receptor activity involved in regulation of postsynaptic membrane potential
Source: RefSeq, a predicted model, not a curated record